This is a messenger RNA of Eptesicus fuscus (big brown bat), 4471 nucleotides long. It is a transcript of the gene WIPF3, whose product is annotated as WAS/WASL interacting protein family member 3. Gene Ontology annotation, molecular function: gamma-tubulin binding; actin binding; alpha-tubulin binding. Lineage: Eukaryota; Metazoa; Chordata; Mammalia; Chiroptera; Vespertilionidae. Bases 383 to 1858 code for a protein of 491 amino acids. Gene Ontology annotation, cellular component: early endosome; WASH complex; recycling endosome. The transcript has 11 exons. The record is from RefSeq and is a predicted model, not a curated record. Gene Ontology annotation, biological process: exocytosis; endocytic recycling; Arp2/3 complex-mediated actin nucleation.
CUCCAGGGUUCCGUGAACAGCUCAGCCACAGCUCUCCUUAAGGUUACUACCUAUGGCCAUUUUCCCUUAGAUACAUGGCGAAACCCUUAGCGUUCAGCCAGUAAAAUGCCGGCUUGGUCUGACCAUACAUUACCGAGUGUGUUAGGUUGUGAACUAAAACGUCACCAACGCCACCAGGAAGAAGUACCUGCCACCCUCCGGGAUCUCUGCCCAGAAUGGUGGCAAGAAGCCCUCCGUGUAGCAAACCAGAUAUGACGCUUCUGCAGAGAAGUGCUGUGCCCCCACCCAGACGAUUGUAUCGAAGCCACAGAGGGACAGCAGUACAAGCAGAAACCAUUCUCUUGGGACCGUUCACAAGCAAGAGACACCAGCGCCGUGACAUAUGCCAGUGCCACCGCCACCUCCACCUCCUCCUCUGCCUCCACCUCCCCCGCCUCUGGGAGCUCCUCCCCCUCCCCCGCCAUCAGCACCCCCGGCGAGUACAGAAGCUUCCAGCUUGAGAAAGGCCGAUCCCAAAGGUCGAAGUGCACUGUUGGCUGAUAUCCAGCAAGGAACUCGCCUUCGGAAAGUCACGCAGAUCAAUGACCGCAGUGCCCCGCAAAUCGAGAGUCCUAAAGGAGCCAACAAAGAAGGAGGAGGUUCUGCAAACUCUCGAGGAGGGAGCACGCCCCCAGCCCUGGGAGAUCUGUUUGCUGGCGGCUUCCCUGUGUUGCGACCGGCAGGCCAGAGGGAUGCAGCAGGUGGCAAGACAGGGCAGGCCCCUGGCUCCCGAGCGCCUUCUCCCCGGCUUCCCACCAAAGCUAUCAGCGGGCCGCUCAACGCCCCAGCAUCUCCCAGGCUAGGCACUGCCUCGGAGGCCAGGACGGCCCCUCCUCGCCCCAGCGUGCCUGCCCCACCUCCUCCCACCCUGCCCCCACCGCCCCCGCCGCUACCCCCACCCCUGCCCCCUUCCUCUCCCGUCAGAGCUCCCUUGGUGUCCCCACCUGGCUCACAGACCAAAGGGAAUGCCCUGGCAGUGGCACCCGCUCUGCCCUCUGCACCGCCCUCUGCCCCUCCGCCUCCCCCUCCGCCUCCGCCACCUCCCCCAACGCCACCCCCUCUUCCCCAGACCUCCGUUCUCAGUGACAAGACAGUGAAGCCGCAGCUAGCCCCCUUGCACUUAUCGCCCAUCCCACCCCCGCUCCCUCUCCUCCCACCCUGUGGGUACCCAGGGCUCAAUGCGGAUGCUGCCAGCCCCACCCAAGAUGCCCGGGAGCCUCCUGCCCCGCCCCCGCCGCCCCCGCCACCACCACUCCCCCUUUACGCCUCCUGCACCCCGAGGUCCUUGGUGCCAUCGCCCCCUAUGCCAGGCGCUAACAACAGCAGCGAAGCCCCACCCCCACUGCCCCCCAAGUCCCCCAGCUUCCAGCCGCAGCCCCCGAAGCCCAGCGUGCAGGCCUUGCCCGCUCCGCCCGCCCCGCCUGGACAGCCCUUCCUGCAGAAGAAGAGGCCGGGCCGAGGCCCAGGUACCAGUGGGGGAAAGCUGAACCCACCCCCAGCGCCCCCUGCGAGAUCCCCCACCACGGAGCUUUCCAGCAGGAGCCAGCAGGCCCCAGGCUGGACCCCGACACCGCAGCCGGGAGGCCAGCUGUGGAACGGAGGCCUGCACAUCAUUGAUGACUUCGAGUCUAAAUUCACGUUCCAUUCUGUGGAAGACUUCCCGCCUCCGGAUGAGUAUAAGCCCUGCCAGAAGAUUUACCCCAGCAAGAUCCCCAGAAGCCGUACACCUGGUCCCUGGCUCCACGCCGAGGCUGCCGGGCAGAGCUCCGAUGACAUCAAAGGCAGGAACUCUCAGUUAACUCUGAAGACGCUCCGGUGAGAAGACCGAGGAAGCCAGCGUCCUGCGAGCCCCGGGGGCUCCCCACUGCGGACGGGCAACCCGGGAGGCCGUGCCUGGCCUCACCGUUCUCCAGUUGCGAUGCAGUUGACAUUCAGGCUCUGCAGGGAGCAUUUAUUUAUUGUAAAUACGUGGUUUGCACAGGCUUUAAAUCGGUAUCUUAGUGGACUUUUAUUUUGUAAAAAAAGCCACCCUCCCCGUUUCUCCACUUUUUCAAAAUGCAUCUGGGCAUUCGCCUGCCGGUGCAGAUGGAGCCCCGCCCCGCCCCACCGCGUCCGUCCCGUGACGUGCACACCGUGCAGGCUGGCCCUUCCCGCACGGGCCCGUGUUGGGAAGAUUCCUUGGUUUGCCCCACAAGGUGCCCCACAGUCACGGUAUCCACGGUGGCUUCUGAUUGGCAUGAUUUUAUAUUCUCAGCACACGGACUGCAGGAUCAAACCAAACAAUGCCUUAGACGUGACACAGCUCAGAGAGCCCCGAGCGUCCCCUCACCCAGACGACGCCACUCGGCCUCCAGCGGACGGGACGCCGCGUCCCGCUUCCGUCUUGCAGGACAGGGAUUUUUUUUUUUUUCUGCCUAAUGUAAAUAUAACGCAAAGUCCAGGCAGGCGUGGGCUCGGCCCCUUUCGUAAAUGAAUGUUCCUACAAGUAGCCAAUGCUCUGUUUACAGUGCCCCUCGAGCCCAAGUCCCCGAGACGUUGCUCCCGUCCCCUCCAAGCCCCCAGCCCCUCCCUGGCAGCCAGGCCGAGGUGGGGUGAGCUUUAGGAGAUAAGGGUAUUUUCCCUGCAAGUUAGAAACCUGCAUCACACUCAUUUUUAGGGUAAAUGACUAAUUCUAUCUCAGCGGUCUUUGGUUUCUCUCCCAAGUGCAGGAUUUCUAUGGCAAGAAAAAGUGUGGGCCGAAUGUAUUAUGAAUAUCUGCCUCGAAUAUCUGGUUCCCCAACCCCAGCCCUAGGACAGCCCCUCAGGCACAACCUAGCUCCCUCUGAGCUAAAGAACAGACCUGGCGGCAGGCACCUCUCUGUGGGGUCAGCCACCCCUGGGUAAGGAGCAGGCCAGGGCGGGCUCCCACGGCUGCUCACACCCUUGGUCUCGAGCUGGCGAGGGAAUGGACUGUGUGUGCGCGCUCGCCGCCUGACCCCGAGUGCUCCCUGUCCUUGGAGAGGCCGGCUGUGACAGAGGAAGGGGAGAAAAUGGAAGGAAACGGGCUGAUCUCUGGUCUGUUAUCAAAAUAGCUGCAGAGGAAAGGAAACGGGGAAGGCGAGGCUGGCAGGCGGUAAAACUGUUCCCUCUGGAACCAGCCUCGCCUGGGCUCCACCUCGAGGGGACCAUGCCCCGACCAAGCCACCCAAAAAGGCAGCCGGAUAGGCGGGUGCUGCUAGCACGUGACCACACGCAGGGAGCAGUGGUCUGGAGUCCCGAGGAUGCUACCCUCCCCCAUUGUGCUUCCUCCUCGAAGGGAGAAGCCAGUGAGCGAGGUCACGUUCCCUUCUCCGGGGACUAACUCAAGCCAAACUGUAACAAAUCAGUGGAAAAGGAGUUUUCCAGGUCAUAGCUGCUGGGCUUCAGAUGUUCUGGAAGGUUUCCGAAAGGUCAGAAUUGCUUUAUUAUAACAGUAGCCACACCACCUCCCUCCCGGUUGUACGACAUAAUUACAAAGGAUUUAAUUAUCUCGGUUAAGAAGGCCCUAGCAAAGGCAAUCCUGCCUACGGGCACCGCCUGCCCAUGAGGUGUUUAUACGUGCUGGGUCCACACGCUGGGCUAGAAAUGAAAAAUAAAACGAUUCGAGGACAGACAGAGGGAAUGAGCAGAAACCACACGUCGCAAUUAGUGGGGGAUCUCAGGAAUCAGCGUCGCAUCGCUCCUCGAGACCGAUCACUGCAUUCAGGCCCCUUGGACUUGCAGGCCAGAGGCGGAGCCCCUGACCAUGCACCCCCUGCCGCCCCCAGACAGCUGAUCGCAGCGGACCCCAAUCAGAGGAGAUUCCCACAACAGGCCUGUGUCUGCGCUCCCCAGCGUUUCCCACGCAUUUUAUAUUUACAAACAUAAACAUGAAAAACCUCUGCAGUUAAUUCUCUGUACCUGAUACACUGAUAAACAGACAUGCUUCUGGCCGUCUCCCUGUGGAACCCAGUGUGGUCGCCAGUACAAGCUCAGGGUCCGGAGGGCUGACAGGACGGAGCGGCUCCGGGACUCAGGCUGGCCCGGCGCUGCUGGAACGUCCCGUUAGAACCAGGCCUUUCUUUACUGAGCUGACGUUCCCGAUUAAACCACAGUUUCGUCUAAUGUUUCCCUGGUGUUGGUAAGCUAACUAACUGAGUGGGUAUUUGGAGAAACCAACCAAGGGAAAAACUUUCUUAAAUGCAUUUUUUUCAGUUUUAUUGAUAUGGGUGGCCCGGCCACAUGGCUCAGUGGUUGAGUGUCGACCUAUGAACCAGGAGGUCACAGUUCGAUUCCCGGUCAGGGCACAUGCGCCGGUUGUGGGCUCCAUCCCCAGUGUGGGACAUGCAGGAGGCAGCCGAUCAAUGAUUCUCAUCAUGGAUGUUUCUAUCUCUCUCUCUCUCUCUCUGAAAUCAAUAAAAACAUUUAAAAUAUG